Messenger RNA from Laccaria bicolor S238N-H82, 486 nucleotides. RefSeq lists its product as uncharacterized. The coding region runs from base 1 to 486 and encodes 161 amino acids. The record is from RefSeq and is a predicted model, not a curated record. Lineage: Eukaryota; Fungi; Basidiomycota; Agaricomycetes; Agaricales; Hydnangiaceae. The transcript has 5 exons.
AUGUCAGCGCCGCGGCGGAAAUCGUCAACGGACGCAAUGGCGACGAAAUCGCCUGUCUCAUAUUCGAGCGUGCGCGUCCUCCGUAUGCGCGUAUUGGCGUCGAGCUUUUCUGGGGUGGAGAUCUGGUGUUGCAGAGGCGGGAACGUUGUUCCCAAGCGGAUUGAGAGGCAGGCUGGUGGGUUUAAUACGGCUACCAUCCUCUCUGCUUUGGUCUUCGAGCCCAGUCAUUCUGGUGGCGCAACAUAUCGCUACUGGGCAUCUGGUUUGUGGAGCAAACACGCGAAAGAGGGAUAUACCGUAUGGGUAUGGCUUUUCCCUGGUCUCAGGACUCCAAUUACUUCUUUGAGGCUGUUACUUUGCUGUGUGUUCUUCGUGUUCACCCACCUCCUGCCCUACGUUGUACUAAUGUCAUUCCUAGCAUUCGUGUUUACCGGUCUUAGUGUUGGACGGAUGGCACUGUGGGCCAUCAAGAAACAUAAGAACUAG